AUUAAAAAAAAAGAAAAAGUGAAAAAAAAACUCAGCAAAAAUACUAAUAAUCAUAUCUCCCAAUUCCUUGGCAAUUCUCCCUCAUAUUUUGCGUGCUGGUUCUAUCAGAGUGCCAUUGUCAAGUUUCCGAUUGAGUAGCAUAUUGGGGUUCAUAGGAGAAAUUAUCUGGAAAAAACCCGUAUAUUAUCUUCAAAUAAAGUAAAAAAUAAAAAUAAAAGACAGUAAAUUGUCGCAGCGAAUGGAGAGAUCGCGCGGCGAUCGUCUCCUCUCGAUCCUCAUCAUCUUAUCAUUCUCUUCCCUCAAGAUCUCUGCAAUCAGGAGGGACAUUGGUCUUCCAGGCAAACUUGUAUGCAGGAAUACUGUUCAAGGGCGAUAUUUACUAUCAGAUGACAAUGGUUAUGUGUGUAGUGCUCUUUCGGUUGAUACAUCAUCUCGAUGUUGUCCAGAAAAAGGAGAGCGGUUUUCUUGUCAGGGAUGCAACCUUGUUUCACAGUGCUGCAACUCAUAUGAAUAUUGUGUUUCUUGCUGCUUAAAUCCAACUAGGACACAACAAGACCUUGCAAUGAGGGUGAAGGUAGCAAAACCUGUAACUGCAGGAACCUAUCGAAGCGUGUUUGAUUUCUGUGCUGGAAGAUGCCGUCAUAAUUCUGCAAGUGUGGUUCAUGAGAACGCUUAUGCGAGUGACUUCCAUCACUGUUUUUCUCUGCAGUCAAAUACUUCUGCAGGGGUUGUUGAAUCAAAUUCCGAAGCAAAGUUGACAGGCAUUGAUGUCAUCAUUGGGAGGCGGGGAGAAUCUUGUAAUUCGGCAUGCAAAUCAAGGGGGCAAUCCUGUGUCCCAAACAGGCUCUUUGUGCUAAAUAAUUGUGAAUUUCUGCAGAAAUAUAUGAGAUGCAAAGGUUCAUGUUUUGCGAGCAUAGGAUCAGAUCAACCUGCUGAAGUUGUUGAUGAUGCUCCGAAGAAUGUGAACCCAGGGGCAUGCUUGUAUACUCAGAUAGAGGGCAUGCUCUCGUGUGAUGGCUCACAUCAUCAUACUAAAAGACUCUGCCCAUGCGCAUGAGACUGUUAGUUUGUUAUCUUUUUACUCAAGUAUCACAGAAUUGUAGUUGAAGAACAUAAACUUGGAUUAAACAUCUUCACAGCGAAUUAGUUUCAUGAGCAUACUGUACAAAACUCUUUUGGGACCUCCACUAUCGCAUCUUUUGUUCGACUGAAAUGUAUAUUGGCAGCAGCUGCUCACUCAGUAAAUAUUUAGGAAUUUAUCAACAGUGAGAUACCAAUUAGGAAGUAAUUUUGAGUUCGCUAAUUGUACUUACGUUGUAACAUGAGCUGUUCUUGACCAGUUUGCAAUCUCAUAUACUAACAAUGUGGGAUACUUGUUUGCCUAUUGGUAGAAAAGAACUUUCUUUUUUUAUACCAUCAAAGUCAUAAAUUA
Asparagus officinalis (garden asparagus) is the source of this 1432-nucleotide messenger RNA. Its product is annotated as UPF0454 protein C12orf49 homolog. The transcript has 12 exons. The record is from RefSeq and is a predicted model, not a curated record. The coding region runs from base 239 to 1057 and encodes 272 amino acids. Lineage: Eukaryota; Viridiplantae; Streptophyta; Magnoliopsida; Asparagales; Asparagaceae. Gene Ontology annotation, biological process: positive regulation of SREBP signaling pathway.